CUGGAUCUGGGUUCGGUGGUCUCAGGGACUCAGGGAUACCCAGAUCGGGUCGCAGGGAUGAUAGCAGAUUCAACGCGCUAGAUAUCGCCGAACUUGGCGAUGGGCCGUAUCGACCAUGUUACGCGCGCACCAUCUCGACGCGGCAUGUGACGCAUCGAUGGUUCCAUUUUUCUGCAGCCCGAUCGAGCAGCGACACACUCAGCUGAGUGUGCGCAACGUGGCUUCUCGGAUAAUCUGAACCUGGGCUGUCCUGGCUUCUGCUCGUCAGGGUCACCGGACGCUGUUCGUCUCGCCACCACAACACAACAACAACAUCGACGCUCCACGCCACGUGGGCUCGCGUGGGCCCGUUCCGGUCGAUCUCCCUGAGCUGGGGCCCCGGUAUAAAGAGCUGGCGCGCCGGGCGAGAAGUGCAUCAUGUUUUCGACGCUUUUGUUCGCAGCCAGCCUUGCGCUCGGCGCGCUGAACGGGGUGCGCUCCCUGGGCUCGUCGUGCAGUGCUCCUCUCGGCGCGGGAACGGCCAACCCGAGAGACGCUUUCUGGCUGCAGACGAUCAGGCACCAGGGCAUCGCUGCGUUCAAUCCCAGCCCGGCGACGUAUCCGGUGUACCGCAACGUCAGGGACUACGGCGCCAUCGGCGACGGGGUGCACGAUGAUACCGCUGCGAUCAAUGCUGCGAUCGCCGCUGGAGGACGAUGCGGGCGGGGCUGCAACUCAAGCACGGUGUCUCCUGCGGUAGUCUUCUUCCCCAAGGGGAUCUAUCUGGUCUCGGACUCCAUCAUCCCAUUCUAUUACACUCAGCUGAUCGGAGAUGCCGUUGAGCCCCCACGCUGCUUGCUGCUCCCUCUUUCUCGGCUCUGGCGGUCAUCGAUGCUGAUCCCUACAUCCCCGGCGGCGGAGGAGCCCAGUACUACGUCAACCAGAACAACUUCUUCCGCUCUGUGCGCAACUUUGUGAUCGACCUGACGCGCGUUCCACCGACUGUGGCUCAAGGCACGGGGAUCCACUGGCAGGUGUCCCAGUCGACGUCGCUGAUGAACAUUGUCAUCAACAUGUCGAACGCGCCGAACACGGCGCACCAGGGCAUCUGGAUGGAGAACGGCAGCGGGGGUUCAUGGGCGACUUGGUCUUUAACGGUGGAAAGUACGGGAUGUGGGUCGGGAACCAGCAAUUUACUGUGCGCAAUGUCACGUUUAACGGCGUGCAGACUGCGAUCUUCGGGGCUUGGAACUGGGGCUGGACGUUCCAGACGGUCACGAUCUCGAACUGCCAAGUCGGGUUUGAUCUGGCUACCGGGAACGGAAGCGGGGCACAGACGGUCGGUGCGGAGGCCAUCAUCGACGCCGUCGCGAUCAACACGCCGAUCUUCCUGCGCACCUCGACAGCCAGCCACGGCGCCGUGAUCGAUGCCGGGUCUCUCGUCCUUAACAACAUCAAGCUGACCAACGUCCCCACGGCCGUCGGUGUUGUCGGCGGCGCAGUCGUUUUGGCGGGCAGCGCGGGCUCGAUGACGAUUGAUUCGUGGGCACAGGGCAACGUGUACCACGGAAACGGGGCCGGGACGUUCACGCAGGGCAGCAUCCCCGCGCCGGCGAAGCCUGCUGCUCUGCUGGACAGUGCCGGCCGCGUCUACGGGCGCGGACAUCCGCAGUACAUCGGCUAUGCGCUGUCCCAGAUAGUCAGCGUGAAGGACCACGGCGCAAAGGGCGACGGCGUCUCAGACGACACAGCCGCGUUGCAAUCUGUCUUUGACACUUUCGCGGGCUGCAAGAUCAUCUUCGUCGACGCCGGGACAUACAUCGUCACGUCCACGCUGCGGAUCCCCGCAGGAUCCCAGGUCGUCGGAGAAGGCUGGUCGGUCAUCGCCGGAAAGGGACCGGCGUUCGCCGACAUGAACAACCCCCAAGUCGUCGUGCAAGUCGGUGCGCCCGGCUCGUCCGGAAUCAUGGAGAUCACGGACAUCAUCUUCUCCACGGUCGGCCCGGCGCCCGGCGCGAUCGUCGUCGAGUGGAACGUCCACGAGUCCACACAGGGCAGCGUUGGCAUGUGGGACUCGCACAUCCGGUUGGGCGGAGCGGCCGGAACCAACCUCGAGCUGGCGCAAUGCUCGGCCACCGGCGGAUCGCCGAACUGCUACGCGGCCUUCCUCGCACUGCAUCUGACGGCGGGCUCCUCCGCGUACCUCGAGGGAACAUGGGCUUGGCUCGCGGAUCACGAGAUGGAGGGCGACGGCUACUCCCAGCUGACGCUGUACAGUGGCCGCGGUGUCCUCUCCGAGUCCGCCGGUCCCGUGUGGAUGAUCGGCGCUGCGGCCGAGCACCACACUCUGUACCAGUUCAAUCUCGUGGGGGCGAAGAACCACUACAUGGGCUUGUUGCAGACGGAGACGCCGUACUACCAGCCGACCCCCGUCGUUCCUGGACCGUUCACGCUCAACAGCGCGUUCCACGAUCCGUCCUUCUCUGGGACCACCUCCGCCUGGGCUCUCAGCGUGACCGGCUCCUCGAACAUCCUUGUCUUUGGCGCCGGAUUCUACAGCUUCUACAACAGCUACUCGCAAACGUGUCUGACGCCGUCCAACUGCCAGAACCAAGUCGUCAACAUCGACUCGGCGUCGUCCGUCAACAUCUACAGCCUGUCGACCGUCGGGUCGACGUUACAGCUCAGCGUGAACGGCGCGGGCGUGAUCAACCACGCUGCGAACUUGAACGGAUUUGCCGCUACGGUCACGUCGUGGAGCCCGUAGAGUGUGUUUAUUUACAAUUAACCAACUUGACGCUACUAUCUUUAUCAUUUUUAUCGCUAAUUACUGCAUAAUCGAACCCUCCUUAGUCCUGCUGCUAGCCAUCGCAGAUCUACGGAAAAAGGAAAACGGAUCACGUGAGGUGGA
Molecule: messenger RNA, 2890 nt
Organism: Mycena citricolor
Lineage: Eukaryota; Fungi; Basidiomycota; Agaricomycetes; Agaricales; Mycenaceae
Source: the annotation of a GenBank genome assembly